CGCCCCGUAUUGCGGCCCGCAAUCACACACUACUAGAGCUUCAACGACUAAACAAUAGCAACCAUCCUGAGUGAAUUAGCUAGCUACAGAGAAUAAUUUAUAUAGGAAUCAAGGUGGCAGCACUAGUGAAAAUCCUAGCAUCUGCAAAACUGAAACAAAUCCGGAGAUCCAACCCACGGCGAAAUCAGAAGUCUGAUUUAGCUGAAGCCAGGAGCUGAAGGUGAUGAUAUCUCUCAGGGAAGAGGAGAGCUAGACUACGCAGCACUAGCAAGAUCUGUAAUACUGAGUGAAGGGCCGUGCGAGAGGGACUUAUAAAAGAGAACCCACCUUGCUUGGUUGUCGUAGUGUGCAGAGGAGAGGAGUGCUCCUCAGUAGUAGCAGCAGCCAUGGGCCUGGUAGCUUACCUGAAGACCCAGUUUGUUCUGCAGCUCCUCCUGGGUUUUGUGUUCGUGGUGAGCGGCCUCCUCAUCAACUUCAUCCAGUUGUUGACGUGCGUCCUGUGGCCCAUCGACAAGCAGCUGUACCGCAGGAUCAACACCAGGCUCUCCUACUCCCUCUGGAGCCAGCUGGUGAUGCUGCUGGAGUGGUGGUCGGGAACACAGUGCACCCUCUACACAGAUCAGGCCACGGUGGACAAGUUCGGCAAGGAACACGUCAUCAUCAUCCUCAACCACAACUAUGAGAUUGACUUCCUGUGCGGCUGGACUAUCUGUGAGCGAUACGGAGUCCUAGGGAGUUCCAAGGUGCUGGCCAAACACGAGCUGCUGAAGGUGCCUCUGAUUGGCUGGACCUGGUAUUUCCUGGAGAUCGUGUUCUGUAAGAGGAAGUGGGAGGAGGACAGAGAGACCGUGUUCAGAGGGCUAGAAAGACUCAGAGACUACCCUGAGUUUAUGUGGUUCCUGCUGUACUGUGAAGGCACUCGCUUCACAGAGAAGAAGCACCAGAUCAGUAUGGAAGUGGCAGAGAGUAAAGGCCUGCCCAAGCUCAAAUACCACCUGCUGCCCAGAACCAAAGGCUUCACCACCGCACUCAAAUGCCUCCAGGGCACAGUGUCUGCUGUGUAUGACGUCACACUGAACUUUAAAGACCACCAAGUCCCCACUCUGCUGGGCAUCAUCAACGGCAAGAAAUACAUGGCCGAUAUGAGAAUCAGGCGGUUCCCUGUAGAGGAGAUCCCAGAAGAUGAGAAGGAGUGUGCCAACUGGCUUCAUAAACUCUACCAGGAGAAGGAUGCUUUGCAGGAGCACUACCAUAAAGAGGGCACGUUCCCGGGUCCCACCAUCACCCCUCCUCGCCGGUUGUGGACGCUACUCAACUUCCUGUUCUGGGCGGCCCUGCUGCUCUCACCCCUCAUCAACUUCGCCUGCGGGGUGGUGGUCAGCGGCUCCCCCCUCCUCAUCCUCGGCUUCAGCCUCUUCCUCAUCGUAGCCUCCAUAGCCAUCCGGCGCCUGAUCGGUGUCACCGAGGUAAAGAAGACAGGCUCCAGUUACGGCGACGAGGGGUCCAAGAAACAGAACUAGACCUCUACCUCCCCCCUGUUGGUUGCUGUACGGUCCUCCUGCGGUUCCCCUCCCUCUAUUCUGUUGUCCUGCAGGUGCAGUCAGCAUGCCGGGGAGGGGGCCAAACCAUUACACCUAGAGAUAAAACAGAUCUGGAUGGGACCAAACCAUUACACCUAGAGAUAAAACAGAUCUGGAGGAGGCCAAACCAUUACACAUAGAGAUAAAACAGAUAGAUCUGGGUGGGACCAAACCAUUGCACCUAGAGAUAAAACGGAUAGAUCUGGAGGGGGCCAAACCAUUACAUCUAGAGAUAAAACAGAUAGAUCUGUAGGGUGCCAAACCGUUACACCUAGAGAUACCACAUAUAGAUCUGGAGGGAGCCAAACCAUUACACCUAGAAAUAAAAUGGAUAUAUCUGGAGGGGGCCAAACCAUUACAGAUAGAUAAAACAGAUCUGUAGGGGGCCAAAACAUUACACCUAGAGAUAAAACAGAGAGAUCUGGAGAAAGAAAGAGAGAGAGCGUUAUGACCAUGGAAUGAGUGUGGAGAGGGAGAGAGAAAGGAAGACGGUCUGGAGCCAGCUCUCUGUGGAGUAGGAGAGGGCAGAAGGAGAGGCUAUUGACCAGGCUCUUUGCCCCCUUAACAACUCCCUCGGAUGUCCCCGGCCACGCCCACCCUUCACCUCCUGACCACUGGGGUCCUCACCACCGGACAACUAGUCAGCUCACCACACAGAAACAAGCCCACUUCCUGUUCUGAGCUAACCACUUCCUUUUCCUGUCACAUGCUCUGGUCCUUUUUUUUUGUUCUUUUUUUUUUUGAGGUGGUGUUACUCGUGUUCACCUCUUGUAACAACAUACAGUACAUCUCCCCCUCGUUUUACCAAAUGACUGGACUUCAAAUGGGAACCAGUUUCUUGAGGCUCAGCCUGGUUUCCACUUUGCUUUUAACCUCUAAGAAAAAGGUGUUUAUUUUUUCACUGUGCUUCCUAUCUCUGCUGUGGGAGCCCGCCCCCUUUUAUAUUUGUUGUCCAGAUUCCAAAUCAAAUAUAAUGGGGCGUUUCCAUGAUUCUACAAGUCUAUGCAUUCUGGUCACUGUUGAAUAUUACCACGGCACUUAUUUUCAUCUGGGCUAUGUACAACAGCAGAGAUGGGACUUCCAGUGUUUUAAAUACUGAGGCAGGUUUCUGUGUGUUAAGACUACAGUAAAGGGCUCUGUAUUCAUUAACUACACACUAAUUAACUACUUACUAACAUUUUGUUAUCUUUGACAUGAUAUUUGACUCCACUGUUCCAACGCCCUCAAGUUCUGACUAAUUAUUAUUUUAUAUAGGCUUUUUUCCCCAUUCUCCCAUGCUUGCUCGCAAGUAGAUGUCUGCACACACAUUAACAUGCCAUUUUAUGACUAGCCAGUUCCUGAGUGAACUUCUCUUCUUCUGUUGUCUCCGCUCUGUUUUUACACAGCUCAACCACCCCUGGUGUCUUUACACAGCUCAACCACCCCCGGUGUCUUUACACAGCUCAAUCACCCACGGGGUCUUUACACAGCUCAACCACCCCUGGUGUCUUUACACAGCUCAACCACCCCCGGUGUCUUUACACAGCUCAACCACUACCGGUGUCUAUACACAGCUCAAUCACCCACGGGGUCUUUACAGAGCUCAACCACUCCAGGUGUCUUUACACAGCUCAACCACUCCAGGUGUCUUUACACAGCUCAACCACCCCCGGUGUCUUUACACAGCUCAACCACUCCAGGUGUCUUUACACAGCUCAAUCACCCACGGGGUCUUUACACAGCUCAACCACUCCAGGUGUCUUUACACAGCUCAACCACUCCAGGUGUCUUUACACAGCUCAACCACCCCCGGUGUCUUUACACAGCUCAAUCACCCCCGGUGUCUAUACACAGCUCAACCACCCCCGGUGUCUUUACACGGCUCAACCACCCCCGGUGUCUAUACACAGCUCAACCACCCCUGGUGUCUUUACACAGCUCAACCACCCCCGGUGUCUAUACACAGCUCAACCACCCCUGGUGUCUUUACACAGCUCAACCACCCCCGGUGUCCUUACACAGCUCAACCACUCCAGGUGUCUUUACACAGCUCAACCACCCCCGGUGUUUUUACACAGCUCAACCACCCUCCAUGUCAGUGUGACUCUUAUAAUAACCAAUUCCAGUCAAAACAGACUAUAACCCCACCUACCCUUUUAUAGUUGAAAUGCACUAGCUACUGAUUCUCUCCAGCUGUAGACUCUAGUAAUGUUUGCCUCUGCAAGGGUGACUGUUUGAUUGGUUACUAAGUUCUCAUCGGCUAAGGUGAUUGUUUGAGUGGUUACACCGUUCCUAUUUCUUAGGCUAGGGUGAUUUGAUUGGUAACUAAGAUCCCGUCCUACCUCAUCUCUUAAGCAAGGGUGAUUUGAUUGGUUACUAAAUUCCAUUCCUACCUCAUCUCUUCCUCUACUAAAGUCUUGGUGCACUGUGGGUAGUUGAAUAUUCUCCAUGUUAGUUCUGGCAUGUUUAUUAGGCCCUGGUGUAUGUUGACAUGGUGCAGGAGCAAAAGGAUCUUAUUGAAUUGCAAUUACAUGUGUCAUUUAACAGAAGCUCUAAUCCAGAGCAAUUUACAAUACCGUCCCUAACAGUACUGUUCUACAUCUCAGUAGCCAGCAUGAAUGUGUUACAUAUGUUACUAAACGCUGCUUCCAGGUCCUGAGCUGCACAGGAAGGAGGUUUUUGCCCCGUUGUUUAUUUUCUUGCUGCUAUUCCCUGCAUGCUACAGCACCACCCUGAGCUCAGGCACUGCAACUGCACUUGCUUUCCAACACACCUGCACUUGCUUUGAACACAUCGCACAUUGUUUAUCUAUUUACACUCCGAUGAGUGUAAAUGGGAGGGUGCUGACUUUCCUUUACAAACUGGGAUUGGCAUGAAAGCAGGUGUCAGAUUACAGGUGACUGGUAUUUCCUGAGUGCAACAUGCAAACAUAGCAGCAACACGUCGUCGUCAUCCCUUGUCUGGAGAAGACACCCAGUCUGUUACAACAUCACCAGCUUUUCACCGUGUGUUGUUGAUGUCCUUUGUUCCCAUUUUAUUUUAUUGUAGCGUUUAAAUGUUUUUUUUUUAACCAGGACAGAUUCAUACAAGCCUUAACAGAGUGCAGCUUCAUUAUAUUGUGUGAAUUUAGGCAGACCACGCUUCCUCAGACCCCUUAUAGUACAUUUGGAUUGGCAAGUGGUGUGGGAGACUGAAUUAGUAAGGUUCACAUGCAUCUGCCCUCUGUUUAAAAAAGAAAAAUAACUCCUGUUUAUUUCUCAAUAUAGAAUCCUGGAAACAAGUAUUUUUUUGGGGGGGGGUUAGUGUUAAGGCUGAAGAGAUGGGGGUUCCAUGAGAAUCUGCUGAUUGUUACAGUAAUAGUUAAGAGGGCCCCAUUUUUAGUAAUAGACUCCGUGUCCCAUGAUGCUUCUGUGUUCGAUACCUCUUACAACUCCUGUUAAAUCUCUCAACUGUCAAUACAAUUGCUUCAGUAGCUUUAGAGAGAUCUGGGCCCACAUCCACAGAGUCUAACAGUAGGAGUGCUGAUCUAGGAUCUUUCCAUAUAUUCUUAUUAAUUCUGAUCUAAAAGGCUAAACUGAUCCUAUAUCAGUCCUCCUGCUCUGAGAGGCUUUGUGGGUAUGGGCCCUGUUCUAAGUUGUGGGGCAUACGUUUUAUAUCAUCUUCAGUGUCCUUCCCAUACUGUAAUUCCAAACUACAGUACCCAUCAGGCACUGGUGCAGUCCCACCACUCCCUCAGGUAACUAUCAGUCAACAGUGUUUACACAGGCAGCCCAAUUCUGAUAUUUUUUUCACUAGUUGGUCUUUUGACCAAUCGGAUCAGCUCUGAAACAGAUUUGAUGUGAAAAGGCCAAUUAGUGGAGAAACGACCCAAAUUGGACUGCCUGUGUAAACGCAGCCUAUGGUGUAUCUAUUCCAGAGCAACAGGACAAAUGCAGAGAAGUUAACACUAUUUGACAUUUUCUAACACUGGAGGUUUGUACUGCAAAAAAAUCCCACUAAUUUCUGAUUUUCUUAUUUUUGUUAAAGUUCUCGAAACUAAAGAAACAAGUAACGGUAGAAAUUCAUCACUGAAAUUUGAACCUUUUUUGGCAUGAAAGUUGUUAAAGUUGCAUCUCGACUCAACUUACAUUUGUCUUUUUUCUAAGUCUAUUUGUAUCUGUUGUUUCUUUAAGUAAACAAUUAAGAAUAUUAAAGGAUUUAAUCAGGCAA
Oncorhynchus mykiss (rainbow trout) is the source of this 5768-nucleotide messenger RNA. RefSeq names its product 1-acyl-sn-glycerol-3-phosphate acyltransferase gamma. Gene Ontology annotation, molecular function: 1-acylglycerol-3-phosphate O-acyltransferase activity. The record is from RefSeq and is a predicted model, not a curated record. Gene Ontology annotation, cellular component: endoplasmic reticulum; endomembrane system. NCBI's taxonomy places the organism in Eukaryota, Metazoa, Chordata, Actinopteri, Salmoniformes, Salmonidae.